Ylistrum balloti is the source of this 1217-nucleotide messenger RNA. Its product is annotated as N-acetylneuraminate lyase-like. The coding region runs from base 5 to 925 and encodes 306 amino acids. The transcript is spliced from 11 exons. Gene Ontology annotation, biological process: N-acetylneuraminate catabolic process. Gene Ontology annotation, molecular function: N-acetylneuraminate lyase activity; 4-hydroxy-tetrahydrodipicolinate synthase activity. NCBI's taxonomy places the organism in Eukaryota, Metazoa, Mollusca, Bivalvia, Pectinida, Pectinidae. The record is from RefSeq and is a predicted model, not a curated record.
CAGGAUGGGAGAACAGCAGAAAUUCCUGAAUUUCCGCAUCGAGGGGACAGUGUCCGCUCCCUUUACACCGUUCAAGAAUGACGGGGAAAUCAACUAUGACGUGUUUCCUGUGUAUUCCAAGUAUCUUCAGGACCACCACUUCAAGCAUGCCUUCGUCAACGGCACUUUGGCUGAAGGCAUGUCGCAAACCAUGGACGAAAGGAAGAAAACGUUAGAGGCAUGGGUGAAAGCAGCCGAUGGAAAAAUUGGGAUAAUAGCACACGUAGGAGCGAACAACCUCCGUGACGCCAAAGAACUAGCCCGCCAUGCCGAAGAGAGCGGUGUUGAAGCCAUUGCAGCCUUCGGCCCUUCAUUUUAUAAACCAAAGGACGAAGAGGCCUUGGUUGACUACAUGGUAGAGUUGGCUGGAGCGGCACCAAGCACACCGUUCUUUUACUACUGCAUCAACUUUGUGACGGGAAUUUAUUUAAAUUCAACAAAGUUUUUAAGACUUGCCAAGGACAGGAUCCCAACCCUGUGUGGACUGAAACAUUCAUCCAGGGAACUCACUAGUGCUCACAAUUGUAGUUUGGUGGACAAGGAUCGCUUCCAGGUUCUAAUGGGUACAGAUGUGCAAUUCAUAACGUGUUUGAGCCUGAAAAUUGAUACACCAGUAGCAGCGUCAUAUUUAGGAAGUCUCUACUUCAAGCUGAAGACAGCUUACGACAAAGGAGAUAUGGCUACUGCCCUUCAGCUUCAGGAAACAGCACAGACUGUAAACAAUGUCAGAGACAGCUUUGGUGGGGACAUACCAGUCGCAAAGAGAAUGUUCACCAUUAUAUCUGGUGUCGAUGUUGGACCAGUGCGUCUUCCACUGAAAGACAUUAGUAAGGAAAAGGAAGAGGGUUUGAAGAAAGCGUUGAUGGCCUUGGAUUGUUGGCAAUGACGAAUUCGAUAAAGGGGAGAGUUGAAGUUCUGCAACAACUGCAUGAAUUGAUAAGAAGAAACAAAAGACGUUUAAAUAGCUACGAGCAAGCAAUAAAAUGGAUCGUUUUCUAUAAUUUAGAUACGCGUGAUUGCUAACUUUACUCGAAUCGUGUUGUAUCUGUUUUUAUUUUCCUGAAUAUGGGAAAACUCACAAAGAAUAUAAAUUUAAAAGUACAUCAAGCCAAAAGGGUAAUGUAAUUUCACUGAAAAUGCGAAAUGAUUUUCAAAUAAAAGUAAAAAUUUACAUGUUA